Rotaria socialis is the source of this 396-nucleotide messenger RNA. NCBI's taxonomy places the organism in Eukaryota, Metazoa, Rotifera, Eurotatoria, Philodinida, Philodinidae. The record is from the annotation of a GenBank genome assembly.
AUGGGUUCUUUUUUCAGUCGACUAUAUGAUGUUUUUGUUCUAUUUGGAGAAGAAAAAUCUGCUCGCAUCCUAAUGCUUGGUCUUGAUACAGCUAGUAAAGCAACAAUUCUCUAUAAAAUAAAACUCGAUCAAAAUAUUCAAACAAUUCCUACAGUCGGUUUUAACGUCGAACAAGUUAAUCCAUGCCGUGGUGUGUCAUUUACUGUAUGGGAUGUGGGUGGCCAAGCAAAAAUGCGAAGUGUUUGGAGGUCUUACUAUCGAGGAACAGAAGGUCUCAUAUUCGUCGUUGAUAGCAAUGAUCUUGAAAGAAUAGAAAAAGCACGAGAAGAAUUUGAAGAUAUUCUUAAAUUUCCUGACAUAUCCAAUGUACCUAUUGCUGCCAUUGCUAAUAAAUAA